Messenger RNA from Drosophila serrata, 795 nucleotides. RefSeq names its product CTD nuclear envelope phosphatase 1 regulatory subunit 1 (gene Cnep1r1). NCBI's taxonomy places the organism in Eukaryota, Metazoa, Arthropoda, Insecta, Diptera, Drosophilidae. The record is from RefSeq and is a predicted model, not a curated record. Gene Ontology annotation, cellular component: Nem1-Spo7 phosphatase complex; cytoplasm.
CAUUUGUCAAAACAUUUAUUCGUCUCCAACAAAAUCAAAGCCCUGUAACUCGGCUAGAGAGCUUCCAUAUUCUAGUAUUAUAUUUAAUAUUUCGCUUAAUAUAUAUAAAUAACUUGGAGGCAAGUCCUCUGCGGCAUGUACUCCACCGAAAGGAGUCGGCAACCCACCAGGAACUCCACCAUCGACCCCCAGGACAUCUUUACACCACAGCUAUCCUGCCUUGGGGAGCAGAACAAGGACAAGGACAAGGACUCGGACAAGGAUUCGGACAACGACUCGGAGAAGGCGGUAAAGAUGCUGGGCACAUCGUCAGAUUACUAUUCGGAGGAACUGGAAAUGGAGGACCUAAAGGCCUUCGAGAUACGUAUGGAGGAGCUGGCCACAGCCAAUAAACGGCGUCCCUUUCGCUGGCCCUUGGUGUUGGGCACAAUCUUUGCCUGCACUGCGAUCAGUGCCUGCCAUUGGGUCGAGGAUGUCCGUGAGAGUGAUUCCUAUGUCCUGCAACUGCUCUCCAGUCGCGGUGCCCUUGCCAUCUCACUGGCCACCCUGGUCAUGAUGAUCCUCUAUGGGGCCAAGCAUGUGACCAAACGUUAUCCCAGCGAAUCCGUGCGGUCCACACGGGAUGCCCUGGCUCUGUUCCAGCUCCAUUGCGAUAACGAUGGUCGCCUCAUUCGGGUGGAACCAAUGCCGAGGGAGGCUUCUCGCAGGACAUCAUUUAAUUCCCGUGGUUCGCACAAUACACAUUGACCAGCAAAUCACCAAAGAGUCUCGGUUUAUGCAUGUUAUUGAAACUGG